This is a messenger RNA of Paramecium octaurelia, 1566 nucleotides long. The record is from the annotation of a GenBank genome assembly. Lineage: Eukaryota; Ciliophora; Oligohymenophorea; Peniculida; Parameciidae.
AUGUCAAACAUUUAUACGCAUAUUUAAUAAAUAGUGUAUCAUUCAUUAAAGAUUGAGAAGGCCUUGUACACUAAAUAUUCAUAAUAAAAAGUCAAAAAAUUUGAGGACUUUUUUUCAACAAAACCAGUAAAGUGGGUCAUAGAUUUCAAAGAUAACUUGCAUGUAAAGGAAAAUGAGGAGUAUUUAAAAAAGUAAUUCAAUUUGUAAUAUGAAUAUAGAUAUUAUCCAAGUACAAUACAAUCAAACAAAUUUAAGCAAUUAUUAGAGUAUUACAAAUAUCAUAAAGACAUACCAAGAAUGUUUUUUGGAUUCCUUGCAGAUAUGGCUACUUACUUUUAUGAGAAAAAAAAGUAAUUAUUUUCAUGAUAUCAAAUUUAGAAAAUAUGAAUACAGAAAGAUCAAAAUUUAACUAGGAAUUCCAUAUGAAUAAUCUAGUAUAAGCACAUGUAUUGAGUUUUCUGUAAUAAAUAGAAUAUGAAAAAUUAAAUGAAGAUAUUCAAGUAUUGAAUAGUAUAACAAAGUUGAGCGAGAAAUCUGCGAAAUCUCUUCUAAGAUAAAUAAUCAAAUUCUAAAAGGAUGAAGAUUAUAUUGUAAUUAGUCUAUUUACUAUUUUAGAAUAUAGAUGAAACUUGGUUAACAAUGCAAUAAUAAAUUUAAACAGAAAAAAACAAUUAAAAAUAACUAUCGAAAUAACCAACUUAGAAUUUGAAAUUAUUGAAGUAAUUAGUCAUAAGAAACAAUCAAUUAAAUAAAGAUAAGUUAAAAUUAAACUUGCCAUUUAAUUUGAUAACUGGAAAAGUUUAAUCAAAUAUUAGAAAUUCCUAAAAGUAAUCUCCAGAACGGCCUAUUCCAACCUAAAAGUCAUCCUCGUAAUAACACAUUAAUAGCAGUUAAGAAGAGAAUGAAUUUUAAAAAUUCAUGAAAGCCAAGAUCAUAAAACUAUCUUAAGAUAAUAAGAUAAAAAUCCAAAAAAUAUUCUCGAAUAAGGUUUAUCAAAACAAUUGUAAUAGCAACUAAGCUAAACAUAGUAGUGCUCACUUUAUUACUAGUACUAGAAGUGUUUCAUCAGAACAAUUAAAAACAGAAUAAAUGCGUUUAAGUUAAAUUAUAAAUUCUGGUGGUAAUAAUCAAAGUCAACCUAAAUUAUUUAAUUACAUUACACCUUUACAUAAAAAAUCUAAUUCACAGUAAUCAUUAUAGACAGAAUUCACACCUGCCAAAAAGGAAUCAAAACUUAUUAAAAUAUACUCUAACAAUUUUAGUAGCAAGAUCAAGACUUAACCUAAAAAGACUCCUGAAAAAUUAAGAUAGUUUUAUAAAGCAAGUGCAUAAACAUCUCAGAAUAGUUCUUAAAAGAAUCUUAUGAAAAAUCUCGACAAACUUUCCUCCUUUUAACAAUUUAAAAUUAUGUUGGAGAGUCCUCAACCAAAAUAAAAAAAGAAAUUAUAAUUACAUAAUACAGAUACAAUCAGAUUAUAAACAGAAUACAAACAAAUUACAAAGAGACAAUCUAUUACACUAACUCAUAAUAAAAUAAAUGGAAAAAUUAUCAUCAAGAAAUAAUGA